AUGAAUUAUCAACAAACCACUAAAUCAGAAAUUAAUGAUAUGUCAAUCAAACGGAUGAAAAUAGAUGAUUAUACCAAUUCGAAUCUGAAUUAUCGAUUCACACGAUAUAAAAUCAAUUCAGAUGUUAAACUUAAGAAAUUUGCUUUUCUUAUAGAAUAUUAUGAUGAUAAUGAGAAUGUCGAUAUGGCUGAACAAAUGCAUCAAUUUCAAAGUGAUUGGUGGCUUGAUGAUUGUCGACCACCAGUCCUUGUUUAUCAUGAUAAUCGUAAUUAUAGAGUCAUUGCUUCGAUGCCAUGUUCAUCUUCAUUGCACUCUUUAACUUUGUCUAUUAAUCCAAACAUGUGGCCAUUGAAUAAAGGACAUUUCGAUUCAGCAUAUAUUUACUUUAGUCGUGUGACUUCAAUCUAUUUCAUCAACAACAAUCAACAACCUAUACAUCUCGAUUUUUUACAAUUGAUUAGUCAAGUUUUUCGUUCUCGUAUCGAAUAUCUAGAAUUUAAAUACUGGGGAUUCAAGUGUCCGCGUACACUUUAUGAACUACUAAUUAAUGCAACAGUAAUGACACCAUGUUUACCUGGUAUAAGAUAUUUGAAAACGAGUUCGUCGGAUUGGAAUGGUUUGGAUGGAAUGACACUAAUAAUUUGGCUAUUAUUGGCAUCCAAUGUUAGAGAAUUUUAUUUGCCAGGAGCGAAUAAUGCUGAUAAAUUACAAUUAGGAGAAGAACUCAAUGUAUUAUUUACGAUUGAUUCACGUUUGAGAACGAUUUCAACUCGUAUUGAACGAGUCAUUAUUAAUUGGUCUUUUGAUCAGAAUGAUGAUCAAACAAAACCGGAAGUUUUCGAUCUCUUUGCACAAAUUUUUCCAAAAGCUAUCAUUUGUAAUGUGUAA
Molecule: messenger RNA, 888 nt
Organism: Rotaria sordida
Lineage: Eukaryota; Metazoa; Rotifera; Eurotatoria; Philodinida; Philodinidae
Source: the annotation of a GenBank genome assembly